GGGUCCUCGCUCCCACGUGUUCAGGGUGCGCGGCCGCAGCCGCCCCGCAGCCAUGCAGCGCCGCAAGGUGGAUAACCGCCUGCGGGUGCUGAUUGAGAAUGGCGUGGCCGAGAGGCAGCGGACCCUCUUCGUGGUGGUGGGUGACCGCGGCAAGGAUCAGGUGGUUAUACUUCAUCACAUGUUGUCAAAAGCAACUGUUAAGGCCAGACCCUCUGUCCUAUGGUGUUACAAAAAGGAGCUGGGCUUUAGCAGCCACCGGAAGAAGAGGAUGCGGCAACUACAGAAGAAAAUUAGAAGUGGAACUUUAAACAUAAAGGACGAUGAUCCUUUUGAGUUGUUUAUAGCAGCCACAAACAUUCGCUACUGCUAUUACAAUGAAACUCAUAAGAUCCUUGGUAAUACUUUCGGCAUGUGUGUACUUCAGGAUUUUGAAGCCUUGACUCCAAACCUGCUGGCUAGAACUGUUGAAACAGUAGAAGGUGGUGGAAUUGUGGUGAUUCUCCUGAGAACUAUGAACUCAUUGAAGCAGCUCUAUACCAUGACCAUGGAUGUACACUCUCGAUACAGAACGGAAGCACACCAGGACGUGGUGGGACGGUUUAAUGAGAGGUUCAUUCUGUCUCUGGCCUCGUGCAAGAAUUGCAUGGUGAUUGAUGAUCAACUGAAUAUCUUGCCCAUCUCCAGUCACGUUGCAAACAUCACACCGGUUCCACCGCAGUCGCAGGAAGAUAGGCUCCAGCCACAGGACUUGGAGCUGAAAGAACUGAAGGAGAGCUUGCAGGACACACAACCUGUAGGAGUUUUAGUGGAUGGCUGUAAAACUCUGGAUCAGGCAAAAGCAGUUCUAAAAUUUAUUGAAGCCAUUUCUGAGAAGACUCUACGGAGCACUGUGGCAUUAACAGCAGCCAGGGGACGCGGUAAAUCUGCUGCUUUAGGACUAGCUAUUGCUGGAGCAGUAGCUUUUGGUUACUCCAAUAUCUUUGUCACGUCUCCAAGCCCUGAUAACCUUCACACUCUCUUUGAGUUCAUAUUUAAAGGCUUUGAUGCACUGCAAUAUGAGGAACAUCUGGACUACGAGAUUGUUCAGUCUUUAAAUCCAGAGUUUAACAAGGCUGUUGUCAGAGUGAAUGUGUUCAAGGAGCACAGGCAGACCAUUCAGUACAUACACCCCGCUGAUGCUGUGAAACUGGGUCAAGCUGAACUUGUGGUGAUUGAUGAAGCUGCUGCCAUCCCUCUACCCUUGGUGAAAAACCUGCUAGGGCCUUACCUUGUGUUCAUGGCUUCUACAAUUAACGGGUAUGAGGGUACCGGUCGAUCACUCUCUCUGAAGCUCAUUCAGCAGCUCCGUCAACAGAGUGCACAAACCCAAGUCACCAUGACAGCGGAGAACAAAUCUACAGCUACAGCUAAACUCGCCUCAGCUCGUACAUUGCAUGAAGUCUCCCUCCAUGAAUCGAUCAGAUAUGCCCCCGGUGACCCAGUUGAAAAGUGGCUGAAUGAUCUGCUGUGUUUGGACUGUCUCAACAUCACCAGAAUUAUCUCUGGCUGCCCACUACCUGAGACAUGUGACCUAUACUAUGUAAAUAGAGACACACUUUUUUGUUACCACAAAGCAUCGGAAAUUUUUCUGCAGAGACUGAUGGCCCUCUAUGUGGCUUCGCACUACAAGAACUCACCCAAUGACCUUCAGAUGCUAUCUGAUGCACCUGCCCAUCAUCUUUUUUGCCUUUUGCCACCAGUUCCACCUACCCAGAACUCAUUGCCAGAAGUACUUGCUGUUGUUCAGGUGUGCAUGGAAGGUGAGAUCUCUCGCCAGUCGAUCAUGAACAGCCUUUCUAGGGGGAAGAAAGCCUCUGGUGAUCUUAUUCCCUGGACCAUUUCAGAGCAGUUCCAAGAUCCAGAUUUUGGGGGCCUCUCUGGUGGGCGUGUUGUUCGUAUUGCAGUUCAUCCGGAUUAUCAGGGGAUGGGCUAUGGCAGCAGAGCUCUGACUUUACUGCAGAUGUACUAUGAAGGCAAAUUCCCAUGUUUGGAAGAAAAACCAUUUCAAAAGCCAAAAGAAAUUGCAAACCUAAGCAUCGAGGCUCUUAGUUUAUUAGAAGAGGUUGUGACACCUCGGAAAGACUUGCCUCCUUUACUUCUCAAACUGAGUGAGAGACAAGCUGAAAACUUGGACUAUCUGGGGGUAUCUUAUGGCCUAACACCAAGAUUACUCAAGUUUUGGAAACGUGCUGGGUUUGUGCCAGUUUAUCUGAGGCAGACACCAAAUGACCUGACUGGUGAGCAUUCGUGCAUCAUGCUGAAGAUGCUGAAUGAAGAGGAAAGUGAACAGGAGCCUUGGCUUACUGCCUUCUGGAAAGAUUUUAGGAGGCGGUUCGUUUCGCUGCUUUCCUACCAGUUCAGCACAUUCUCACCCUCAUUGGCAUUGAAUAUUCUACAGAACAAAAAUGUCAAACAGCAGCCACAACCGCCCAUCAGCCGUGCUGAAUUAGAAUCAGUUUUCAUCCCGUAUGACCUGAAGAGGUUAGAGAUGUACUCUCGCAACAUGGUGGACUAUCAUCUCAUCAUGGAUAUGGUACCUACUAUUGCCAGGAUGUUUUUUCUCAACCAGCUGGGUGAUAUCACUCUCUCUGCUGCACAGUCGGCCCUUUUUCUGGGGAUUGGCCUACAGCAUAAAUCUCUGGACCAGCUGGAAAAGGAGGUAGAACUGCCCAGCAGUCAGUUGAUGGGGCUCUUCAACAGAAUCAUCCGCAAAGUGGUUCAGCUGUUCAACACAGUCCAGGAAAAAGCUGUGGAGGAGCAGAUGGUGGCAACAAAGGAUAUUGUAAUGGAGCCAACACUGAAAUCUUUAAAUGAUGAUUUGGAAGAAGCUGCAAAAGAAUUCCAAGAAAAACACAAGCGAGAAGUGGGGAAGCUGAAGGAGAUGGACCUUAGACAAUAUAUUAUCCGGGGUGACGAUGAAGAAUGGAAUGAGGUGCUGAGCAAAGCAGGACAGAAUGCUUCCGUCGUCAGUUUGAAAAGUGACAAGAAGAGAAAAUUAGAAACAGCAAGAGGACCCAAGAAACUGAAGAAAUUUAAGAAGACUAAAGAUAUAAAGCAGAAGUGGAAGAAAUGACUUUAAAGCCAAUCAGUGAACUUGAAUUAACACACGAUGGGUCUGUACUGAAGAAGUACUAUUCUUCUUUAAAUCAAAAGACUUUCUUUUGUGGGGUGAGAACUGGAGGGAAGCAAAAACCUUAGAGGCAUUUUGAAAGUGUUUGCAUUUUGGGAAGUAGAGUGACCCUGUCAGGAGACAGUCUAUGAAGAGUUUUUAUGAAGUGUGACUGCAGGGCUUGAGCAAGGCACUGUGCAGCACUCCAGAAUAUUAUGAGGGCACUUUAGCAGCUACGGUUUCCAUUCCAAGAGGGCAGAUGGAUCUGUAAACUUCCCUGCAUUGUAAUCUUUGGUGUCUUUAUUAAAAAACACGUUUGGACAACUAAGGAUAGAAAUGUGUUAGACGUUGCUGUGUGACUCUGCCUUCUAGCAUCACAGCACAUCUUGGUACAAGCAGCUACUGCCUCAGUAGCGCCACCAACUCCAUUGUAGCUUGAGGGACUUUUUGGUGUUAACAACAAUUAACUUUUUAUUUGGGGCUGGCUAUUCAGUGAGCACUAACCGUGUUGUCAGUUCAGACUCACAAUUUGGUCCCUGCUCGCAGGAGUUCAGGGGAUACAAUGAACACUUCUAUUUUGGAUGGUAGUCUAUAGUUCCUGCUUACUGUCUUCCUCAAGCAGCUGUAAUAAAGGUUAUUCUUUUGCAUUCACACUUGCUUACGAGGUCUCAGCAUUCCCAUAGCUCAGUAAUUUACAUUUCUUAGUUCUCAAGCAGGGUAGCAGGAUUAACAGGUGCUGGGGAAGCUGCUUUGGCCGUUCUGUCUCCCUGCUGACCUAGAGUUGCUGCUUGGCUUUGUCAGAAGGUUUGUGUUAAGGAAAUCAGCACUACCAUACCAGCACCUGGUCAUAGUGGUAUUCUCUGAGCUCAGGGCCAGCUGAGCAGGCAAGUAACUGAAUUCCCCGGCUCUGCUGCUCCACGAUCCCUGCUUGGCAAUAAAUACUCACUGGGCUGGAGCUGGGACUUUGUGUCUGAAAGACUAAGUUUGACAGGAAUCAGACUCCAGAGGCUUCAAAACCAGAGCAAAUCUGUGACACAGAACAUCCCUAUCUGAAAUCUCAGUGCUCUGGUGCAUUGUCUUGAUGCUCCAGCUUCACACCCUAGGGGUUCACGACAGAGAAUUGCCUACAGCUGAUACACAGCUGCAUUAUAUUUACUUGCAGAUCUCACAGUGCCUUUUCCCAUCAAAUCCUUGAAUAAACAGUUUCUCCCUCGGUGAAGAGUAUUUCUCCUCUAGGAGGCUGGUUUAGGAGGCAUCUGUGUUAAGCAUGGGUUUUGCACAGCACGGCCUGGGUGUGCCUUUGGUGAGCAGACAACUCUGAGAGUCAGUGCUGAGGGCACAGCCCCCACGUUUGGGGCACGGCUGAGGCCUGAGAAGGGAGAACUGCAGCUGCAGCCCUUAAAGGCUUGAUGAGGGGCACGUUAUCACCCAGCUGUGUGAUAGAGCAGUGCUGGCAGCCUGCAGGGAUGAGGUGGUGGCUGGCUGCCCUCAACAGGUUUUAAAGUGGUAAAAGGAGCAGAUACAGAAGGCAAAAAGUGUGAGGCUCUUCACAGCUGCCCAGGAAGUCUGCAGAAGAAAAGGUGAGUGUGAAUUCUCUGAAUUUGCUGUUGUUAGUGUUAAAAUUAGGGUAAGUGGUGGUCCUGUGAAGAGCUACAGCCUCUUGCUUUGGGGAUGGGGGAUGCUGCCUAUGCCUGACUUGGUCCUGAGAGACAAAGAACCAAUUUCUGCUGGAGCCCUUUCAGGGUUCACUCUCCAGCCUGGCUGUGAUGAAGCUGUUACUGUGUACGGCUUAAGUCAGACUGAGGUUUCUGGUGGUUUCAGGCAAUACAGUCUCAUGCUGGUAGGUGGCAGUUAUAACAGCUUUGAUGCCUGACUUACUGGCACCGUCUUAGGGAAAGAACGUUGGAAACAUUCAUGAUAACAGUCUGAGUAGGAGUUGAUGUAUGAAAAUAUUGUCCAGCAAGAUUUCUUUUAAAUUGUCUGUAAAUCAAGGUGGAGGAUUAAAACUUAAGCUGGAUUCUUCAAGCAAACUGGGAUUUUACUGGAAUAUUUAGCUGACAGCUUCCUAGAGCUGCCUCCACUGCUUUCUGUAGGCUGUAGUAGUUCUUGCUGUGUUGUCUGUGGAUUGGGUGCCCUGUACUUGCUCUAAAAGGCUUGGAGGAUCCGAGCUGCGUGUCUGCCUCUCCAUUGCUGAGUGGGAGUUGGAUUUAAGCAGAAUUUUGCUAGGUCUAUAGAAAAUGUAUGUAUUCAGUUGGACCAUGCUUUUCCAGGUUUUCCGUGUACAUUUUAUGAUUCCUGGCAGGUUUUUGGAUUCCUCUGCCUGUCUGUGGCUCCUUGAACAGCAAAGUGGAAAAAAGCCCUCGGAUACUAAAAUAAGUGAGAGCUGUGGAUUUUUCUUUCUCUUUUUUUAACCAGUCUAGUCAAACCACAUUUUCCUCUGUCUGUGCUUUCCAUCAGUGAAUUCUAGCUAGAGUAAGGGCUAGUUGAAUGCAAUCCAACAACAAAGCAAGAAUGCCUCUUUCUGUAGCCAGAAGUGUCCUAAGAAAGUGCCUUGCAACACAUGAACUGAGAGGAGAGCAAGUUCUCUAUCUUUGAAUUUUAGGAUUGGAUUGGUUUGGUUCAUUUUUAGCCCAUUUCCCUGCCUAGAGCGGGUUUCUGGUCCUUCUGUACCCACGUCCCCUGCAGAUGGGGCUGUGAAUGCUUGAAAGAUCCUGGUGCACUGCUGAUGGCAGCUUUUAUCGCAGGCAAAGCCAAUGCAGCUGCCUCUGCCCCUGCUUUUCCAGUCAGUUGGGACAGGUUUUUGCACAGCCCAGUAACCACAUGCAUUAGUGUCUCUGGCCCUAUUUUAAACCUACAAGGUCAGUCUAUGGUCUUUUUUCAGUGCUCCCUGGAUCGCUAUCUGUCACGUUGCUCAGGUUGUCUCUGCUCUCCUGUGCUUGUUUGCCUGCAGUGAUGGAGUGCUGUGGCUAAUUGGAGGGAAAUUGGAAAGCCACGUUGAGCGGAGCAGCUCUCUGCAGGUGGUGGGUAGAUGUGACCUAGUUGUCAGUGGAAUCAUCCUGCUUGCUCGGAGACCCGUGAGCUAUUUUGACAGCUGGAGUGAACUGACCUCUGUGAGGUAUAAGGGAGGAAGCAAAACCAGUGAAGCUGAGGAUCUUCCCUGCUGCUGUGAGCUGGCUGUACUUGCAGGAGGGGUCUUGCCUCCCACAGCUGUGUGAGGGAAAAAUGAGCUCUCUGGAAAGAUCGGUGUACUGGAUAAGGGCAAGGUGUAGAGUGGGCAGGAGGAACUAUGUCUUUUCCAUUUGGCCAUCAUGAUGCUGCCUUGGGAGCUUUUUUGCUUCCACAGCUGGAUUUUUCUUUGACUGUGUCACUGUUCCCUCCCUGUGCAGUCUCUGAAUCACGAACCUGUCUCUUGGUAAGGGCUAUGACACUACAUGCACCUCGUGGCGUGUGUUUUCUAACGGCUGCUUUCUGUUCGUAGGCACUUGGAGGAUGGAGAGAGGUGGUGAGGGACACAGGGAGCCUUUCCCUGCCUGAGCUAGAGGUGGAAACGGGGGCAUUGGGUGAAAUCCUGUGCUCUAGUAAGCUGCCCAUCCAGUGAGUGAGUACGUGAAGCAAUGGGCUUUGGCUGCCCUUUGAACGAGGGUCGUUCUGUGGCCGGGCAGUUGUGAACUGGCCUGCUUGUUUUCUAGUUACAAACAAGAGGUUAACAGGCAGCACUGAACCCAGCUCUGGGGCUGCGUGUUGCUGCUAGCAAAGCCUUUCUCCCUGCUCUGCUGUCAUUUUUCAUCACAUCAUAGAAUGAUAGAGUGGUUUGGGUUGGAGGUUACCUUACAGCCCAUCCAAUUCCAACCCCUGCCCUGGGCAGGGACACCCCCUACUGGAUCAGGGGCUCAAAGCCUCAUCCAACCCAGCCUUGAACACCCCCAGGGAUGGGGCAUCCAUGACUUCCCUGGGCAACCUGUGUCAGGGCCUCCCCACCCCCAAGGAAAACAUUUCUGCCUAAGAUGUCAUCAAAAUCUCCCCGUUUUCAGCUCUAAACUGUUUCCCUUUGUCCUGUCCCCACACUCUCUGAUCAAGAGCCCCUCCCCAGCUUUCCUGGAGCCCCUUUCAGUCUUGGAAGCUGCUCUAAGGCCUCCCUGGAGCCUUCUCUUCUCUAGGCUGAACAAUUCCAACUCUCUGUCUGUCCUUGUAUGGGAAGUGCUCCAGCCCUCAGAUCAUCUUUGUGGCCUCCACUGGACUCACUCUAACAGCUCCAAGUCCUUUUGUGCUGAAUGACAGAAACCUUUCCUGCCUCACUUUCGCUUGAGCAAAUAGCAUCGAGUGCCAUAUUGCUUUCUCUGGAUUAAUGGAUCCCUUAUACUCAAACCCACCCUUUGGGGAGGCAAAUCUCACUUUUGAGUCCUCUCUCUGCCACAGGCAGUGGCGACAGCCGCUUGCUGCGCUGUUCCUCGAGGGAGUCUCCACUCUCCUCUGUUUUCCUCGUGUCUCCUUGGCUGCCUCUGUUACGGCAGGUGCAGGAAGGCUGGUGGCUUGGGCAGCAUUUGGUGAGGGCAAAGGGCCAGUCGGUAGCAGGGCCGCAUCAGCCAGCGCUUGCCUGCUGUGCAAAGGCUGCUUAUGAAGCAAAGAGCUUUUAUUCUAGUCUGCGAGUCAUCGAGCGUGUUCCGACAGACCUGUGAGCUUUGCUGUUUGCUCCGUGAAAUGAUAUAAUCACAGCAAGCAAAGUGCUUCCCCAAAGCUGAGCAAACCCUGCUCUGCUACUUUCUAGGACUCUGAGGGCUGCAGUGUACAAAACAGAGGCGGGAUGCAAUUAGUUUCAUAAGAAACUUCUAUUUAAUCUACUUGUUAGAGCAAAAGUGCUCCUAAAGGGCAUCUGGGGUGUUUGUAUUCCAUGAUUGCUGAGAACAAGUUGUUGUUUGCAUUGGUGGGUUUCCAGGCAUGCUGGUGUAAGGGCACAAUGCAAGAGUAAGCACCGUAUCAUUCCCAGCAGGUUCCUCUUGGAUGAUGUAAAUCAAAUGCUACGAAAUGCUUGUGAUUGUAAUUUAUUACAGAACUAGAUUUCAAGCCUUGCUCCACCUGAGAGUCGCUGCACGCUUCCCAUUGUUUACAGGGAAGGAAAUUCGAGGGAAGAAAGAAUAAUAGAAAGAUUCUUGGCAGCCAAGUACAGGUUCCAGCUGUAUUAAUGAUUUCCUCUGAAAUGUGCUUAGUGCCCUGAGCAGGUAUGUAAGUCCCGUGGAGGCAGCACCAAAUUCAGAGUUACAGCUCAGCCCUUAUCCCCAAACUCGGCAGGGGUCUGCAAGAUUUACAGGGUAAAUUUAGGCGGAGGGGGCGAUAUCUCUGGGUCAAAUUCUUGCUCUGACAGUGGAAUUUAACCUGUAUACUUCUUGCU
Cuculus canorus (common cuckoo) is the source of this 8534-nucleotide messenger RNA. RefSeq names its product N-acetyltransferase 10 (gene NAT10). The transcript has 28 exons. The coding region runs from base 53 to 3112 and encodes 1019 amino acids. Gene Ontology annotation, cellular component: nucleolus; 90S preribosome. NCBI's taxonomy places the organism in Eukaryota, Metazoa, Chordata, Aves, Cuculiformes, Cuculidae. Gene Ontology annotation, molecular function: 18S rRNA cytidine N-acetyltransferase activity; tRNA binding; ATP binding. The record is from RefSeq and is a predicted model, not a curated record. Gene Ontology annotation, biological process: rRNA acetylation involved in maturation of SSU-rRNA.